This is a messenger RNA of Neolamprologus brichardi, 2252 nucleotides long. RefSeq names its product chordin-like 2 (gene chrdl2). Gene Ontology annotation, biological process: negative regulation of BMP signaling pathway; cell differentiation. NCBI's taxonomy places the organism in Eukaryota, Metazoa, Chordata, Actinopteri, Cichliformes, Cichlidae. Gene Ontology annotation, molecular function: BMP binding. The record is from RefSeq and is a predicted model, not a curated record.
CCUGCAGUUUCUGUCCCGCUGAAACACAUAUUUAUUGCGCAUUGAAGAGUCAGUCGGGCACAUGUAAAAAAAAAAAAAAAAAAAAAAAAAAAAAAAGAAGCAAGAAAAGAAAUGAAGUCCAUGUUUUUGUUCAUUUUCAUCAUUUGGUUUGCAGCUGCAGAGCUAAAACCCCGGAAAGGGUCCGGUGUGGUGUGUACUUUCAAAGACAAGACAUAUAUCCCAGGAGACAGCUGGCAUCCUUAUCUAGAGCCUUUUGGGUACAUGUUCUGCAUACGCUGUGUCUGCACAGAGACAGGCCAUGUGAAAUGUAACACAAUCAAGUGCCCUGUCCUGCCAUGUGAAAACCCUGUAGCUGAGCCUCAGCAAUGCUGUCCGAGAUGCACAGACGAGCCGAGGAUUCCUGCAGGGCUGAGGGCUUCGGUGAAAUCCUGCAGGUAUAAUGGGAGCAUUUAUCAGCCCGGGGAGACAUUCACCAAACACAACCUCUUCCCAUCCAAGCAAAGCAAUCAGUGUGUUAUGUGCACAUGCUCUGAUGGAAACAUCUUCUGUGCUCUGAAAACCUGCCAACCUAUCACCUGUUCCUCCCCCGCGUCUGUUCCAGAUACCUGCUGUUUGCUGUGUAAAGAUCAUGGCAUCAGUGGGUCCUCAUCAACUGAGGAUGGAAACCAUCAGCUAAACAGAGGAGUUAGGCAUUCGGUUGAUCAGUGCUCUGGAGAGCAGAGCAGGGUGCGGUCCAACCGCGCCACUGCACCCAGGACCUCUCCUAGAGGCCAGAGUCUCAGUAAACUCAACCUUAAAGGGGCUUCAGAGACCACCGUGAAGAUUUUGUUGCAGAGGAAACACCAAAGAGCGUGUUUAUACAAUGGCAAGACAUACUCUCAUGGAGACAUGUGGCACCCAGUUUUGGGUAAAGUCCUGGAAUGCAUCCUGUGCACUUGUACUGACGGGAUCUCGGACUGCAAACGCAUCACAUGUCCUACCCAGUACCCUUGCCAACAUCCUAUGAAAUCAGCGGGAAAGUGCUGCAAGACUUGUCCAGAGACUAAAGCUGAAAGUAACCAGACCCAGUGCUAUCUCGGACAUAAAAAUAACCUCUUGGUGUAUAAAGUUGAAUCAGCUCUGAAUGUUGACUCACCCAACGCAGUCAGGAUCAUUGCUGUUGAAAGACAAAGUACUGCUGAAGUUGAAGUACAAGUAUGGAACACUAUAGAAGGCGUUUUACAGUUAAUGGAAAUUGGCGACAUUCAAAGGAAAGACAUUUUGGAUCAUCCAGAGAACUGCACGUUGCUCACAACACUCGAUGAAGAGACAUGGAGAAAAUUUAAAGAGGAAGGAGAAAAUCUGAGUAAAGCUCCUCAGACCACGAUUUGUGAAGAUGGCAUUCGGGAGAUUGUGACUUUCCUAAAUCCUAAGCAAACCGAAGGCCUGUGUUCACCCUAAUUGUCGCUCUAUGUAUCGUUAUUCAGAAUAACUACUUGGAUGUGCAAGUCAAAUAUAUUAUCUAUACUGUUUUUAAUCCAUCAUUGACCAUCAUGUUUAAUCAUCACAUAUUUUAGUUUUAAACUGUUAGGUUGCACAGCACAGUCUGUAGCAGUGUGCUCGACAGCUGACUUGCUUAUGAUGUGUACUUGUAAUAAUUCCAAAACUAUCAUGAAUUUAGCUAGGUGCUAUAAUUAUAAACAAAAUGUGAACAUGUGAAUAAGAAAUGUAGAUUUCUUAGCAGCUUCAUUCAGUUGUAAUUUUGGGACGAAGGCUUCAAAGACUGUUUUGGCAUUCACUCAGUGGGAUCAGUAUUUGUGGAAGAAGGAAAAAGCUUUGCUUAAGUACAUGAAAGGAACUUGUAUUUUAAUAUAAGUUGGGAUAGAAGCCACAUUUUGUUUGUUUGUGUGGUCAUCAAAGUAUUUAUUGUAAAUACAGCAAGUUUUUGUCGCCUUAUUUAAAGGGUAUUGUUUCCUAUAUGAUUUCUGUGUAUAUACAUGUGACUGCUUGAAUGUUUUUCUUUUUUUUUCUUGAAGUAGUUUCAGGCAUUACAUGGGAGUAAAUGCACAGCUUUUUACAAUUGUGCCUUUUCUGUUGUUAGCUAAAGACCUAUUGUAGCUUCUUUUUGUAUCCAGCUGCACAGUUUGUUGUAAUAUCCUGAUAUUUUACUGCUCCACAUACCUUUUGUGUAUUUUACAGUGGCUGAUGUAGUUGAAUGUACUCUGUACCACCCCUCAUGGGUAUAAAUACCAUAAAGUUUUCUCUGAUUUGUG